Ambispora leptoticha is the source of this 1435-nucleotide messenger RNA. NCBI's taxonomy places the organism in Eukaryota, Fungi, Glomeromycota, Glomeromycetes, Archaeosporales, Ambisporaceae. The record is from the annotation of a GenBank genome assembly.
CACACAACAACAAACAAUAGCUGUAUUGGUUGAACAAAAAUCGGGACUCACUGCUGAACUCGACAAAUAUACUGCAAUGGCUGAUCGAUUCAAACGUAGUGAAGAGUUAUUAGAAGAGGGGCAAUUACUUGUAGAUGCUUUGCGAAGACAAAACGCAGAGCUUGAGGAUAAAAUUCGUGAUGGUGAAGCUAAAUUAAAAGAAGCUGGUGAUAAAACUGAACGAACAUUAGAAACAUUAAGAUUGCAGAUAGCGAGAGCUGAGAAGCUCGAAAAGGACAAUAAUCAAUUGUUAUCACAAUUAAGCACAAAGGAUUCUAUUAUUGAGCAAUUGACAGCGGAAAAGGCAAAAAUUCGAUCGACUUCUGGAGAAGUGGAAAGGCUUACUAAGUCACUUCAAGAUAAAGAAGAUCGAUGUGAAGCUCUUGAGAUUGAGUUGUCAAACAUGCGACAUCGACUUGCCAAUACUGAGCAACAACUUUUAGAUAAGGAAGAAAAACUCGCAAAUGCUGAACGAACUUCCAAAGAAACAGAAGCUAAAUUUGAAUCAUUAAAUAAUCAAAUAGUGGUUUUAUUUACACAAAACACAGAAACCAAACAAAAAUUAGAGUCGUUGCAAGUUGAGCAUGAGGCAAAAUCAAAAGAAGCGGCUGAACACUAUGAAAAGUUGACGGUUAAAUCAAAUGUUGCUCAGGAACUUCAUACAGAACGAGAAUCUCUUACCAAGGAGCUUCAAUCCGUUCAAACGGAAAAUACUAAACUAACAAAACGAAUUAAAGAUAUAACGACAAAAAUUGAUGGAUUAUCUGCCGAUAAUCGUAAUCUAAUUGAUCAAUUAAGUGAAUUAAGAGAGAAAGUAGUGGAAAUUAGUAAUGACAAAUUGGUAUUAGCUGAGGAAGUUGAUCGCGAAAAGAAUCGAGCUAAUAGGCUUGAAAUAGAACUGGCAGACUAUCGUAAAAAAUACGAUGAAAUCUUAUCUAAACAAAAUGGAAACGCGAAUUUAUUUAAUGGAGACUUAAAUUCAUCCGCAAACCAAGAACAGCUUCAAGAACCUAUGGAUUAUGGACAACAAAAGGUCCGAAAACUCGAGCAUCAACUUUCGCAAUUACAAGCUGCGUAUGACUUGCUGAGUACCAAAAAAAAUACUGUUGCAGAAGAAUCAUCAAUCACAUCACCUACUACUGUUCCUCUGUAUUCUGUUGACCCCCCUCCGACGGAAAUGAAGAACGUUACAAAACUUACUCAUCAAAAACCUCGUCGCUAUGUUCCAUUUCCAAUAGACAAUACAGAUAAUGGCGUUGGUUCUCAAUUAUCACUUGAUACUCCACCACCGCCUCCGAAUACACCUCGAUCUCCAGUCGUACCAAUUAAUAACACCGGUGCUAUAAUGGAAAUAGCAGGUUGCUCUGGUUGUACUGGCGAAAUUAUUGUUGUCUAA